CACACCCACACCCACUCCCUCCUCCAGCCCCACCGCCCCCACCAUGGCCGCGUCCACCCUGUCCGUCUGCUCCAGCGACCUGAGCUACGGCAGCCGCGUCUGCCUGCCCGGAUCCUCGGACUCCUGCCCCGACCCCUCCUGGCAGGUGGACGACUGCCCAGAGAGCUGCUGCGAGCCCCCGUGCUGCGCCCCCGCCCCCUGCCUGACCCUCCUGUGCGGCCCCUCCUCCCCCUGCCAGGGAGACUGCCGCACCCCUGCGUGCUGCAAGCCCGUCUGCUGCACCCCUGUCUGCUGUGAGGACUCCCCCUGCACAACCUCUUCAUGCUGCCAGCCGUCCUGUUGCACCUCCUCCCCCUGCCAGGGAGACUGCUGCACCCCUGUCUGCUGCAAGCCCGUGUACUGCACCCCUGUCUGCUGCAAGCCCGUCUGCUGCACCCCUGUCUGCUGCAAGCCCGUCUGCUGCACCCCUGUGUGCUGCGAGGACUCCCCCUGCUCAGCCCCCUCCUGCUGCCAGCCCAGCCCCUGCUGCAGACCCUCCUCCUGCGUGUCCCUGCUCUGCCGCCCCGUGUGCAGGCCCGCCUGCUGCACCCCUGUCUGCUGCAAGCCCGUCUGCUGCACCCCUGUCUGCUGCAAGCCCGUCUGCUGCACCCCUGUGUGCUGCGAGGACUCCCCCUGCUCAGCCCCCUCCUGCUGCCAGCCCAGCCCCUGCUGCAGGCCCUCCUCGAGUGUAUCCCUGCUCUGCCGCCCCGUGUGCCCCCGCCCCGCCUGCUGCGCCCCUGCCUCGGCCCAGAAGUCCUGCUGCCAGUGAUGUGACCAGCCGUCACUGUGGGGACCCCCAGCGCUCCCACCUACCAGCCUCCCAGCUGCUUUGGGGUCUGUCUCUUAGGCCCCUGCCAAGUAUAGACAGCACCCCCUCCUCUCAGGCCUGGGUGGGAGGGGGUUCCCACCCAACUCAGGAUGACUCUUCCCACCCCCCUGCCACACUCCUCCCGGGGUCCCAACGGUCAUGACUUGCGACCACGUCCGAAGCACAGGCCGCAAUGGUCUCCCCUCCUCGGAAGCUGCUUGGGAAAACCUAAUAAAUGUACUUGCAUUAACCCCGUGUCACCUGGUUCUCUUGGGGCCAAUCCUAGUUGAACACCCAGCCGGUCCCCGCAGAAGUGAGGACUGGCUGCCCUGUGGUCCUCGGCCACACCAGCCCUUCCUCAGGGCCCCGCCUCUCACUGGCCUGGCACGGGGCUCCCGUCCCGCAAGAUCUGGGCCAGUCACAGGCGUGGUGGCCGUGGCUGUGGCCCUGGCGGGCAGACCCUCAGGGACUCAGUGGCAGCCAUCCCGGGCACAGCAACCCUGGCAUCUCUCCCCUCUGCAGGGAGCCCGGCAGGACGCAGGGUUUGGCGUACCCUGGGGAGGAAGGGGGGGUGCAGGGGGACGUCCAGCAAGCACCCCCUUGGCCGCCAGAGCCCUCCUGCCCCUCCUUCCUUCUCCAGCACCUAACACCCUCCUGUCUCCGGAGCUGCGUCCUCAGACCACACACACAGGGCCGAACGCCUUUCCCUCUGUAGUGAUGAUUAGAGCACAGCGCCCACCCCGCUCCCGGCCCAGAGCAGCCUGUGUCUGUCCCCUUCAGAGCAGAGCCUCGGCUCUCAGUGACCUCCUUCUGCACACCCUCCCCCGAGACACCCUUCCCCCCACCCUCCCACACCCCAGCCCCUGACCCAGCCUGGCACAGCCACCAAAGGCCCCCGUGCUCCCGUUAGUGUCACUCCUGCUCCCUCUCCUAUGCAUCUGUCCCUGCAGAGCUGGCCCCGGCCUCUAGGACACAGCUCUUGACUUUUGCAGGGCCCCACCCUGACCUC
This is a messenger RNA of Acinonyx jubatus (cheetah), 1856 nucleotides long. Its product is annotated as keratin-associated protein 10-7-like. The record is from RefSeq and is a predicted model, not a curated record. Gene Ontology annotation, cellular component: keratin filament. Bases 44 to 808 code for a protein of 254 amino acids. Lineage: Eukaryota; Metazoa; Chordata; Mammalia; Carnivora; Felidae. The transcript has a single exon.